AUGUGCGCCGAAUCGGAGACCCACCAGCCAUCAGAGCUCACCAUGGACACGGCUGACUUCCAUGAUGAUUGUGCUCUGAUAGAUACCGAGUCUCUAGAACUUUGGAUGGCUUCCUCCGAGGUUGACCAGAAGGCCUUGGGCAGCUUUGCUGCCAUCACAAGCCUGGAUAAUCCAUUCUUAUCGGCUAUGUUAUACCGAGUCUUGGGCUUAUCGGUCAUGCUGUCAAAGAAGCUUCUUCGUGCACGAAGACUGCGACGAUUGGAUCCCACCCGCGAAACAAAGUCUCUGCAAUUAUAUCACCACAUUAUAUGGCUCUCCCGCGAGGGUCUUUUGAUCCUGGAGGAAUUUGUGCUUCCCAUGGUCGAGGCAUAUGUGGAGUUGAAAAUUCUUGCAUACAAGCUCCGGGCAUCUUUCUACCACAUAUUCGUCCUAUUCCACAACCAACCCACAAUCCACUCUCCUGGUCUCCCUAGUCUUUGGAGCAACUCUACCGGACCAAGCAGUGCAGUCAGAGCAGAAACACCGUCCACAGAUCAAGGCUCAAGGUUCUCGUUCAGCUCGAAACCUGAAGUGAUUCCGGUUCCCGAGGAUGUUAGCGUACAUGGCAAGGGGGUGACGCGGCGAAAAGUGACGCAAGCCCCUCCUGGCCUUGCACCGGUUCAACCGCCGAAGGCCACCUCCUCCUUCCUCCUCCCUGUCCUCGAUUACACACCCACAGCUACGGCAUGCUUCAACCACGCCGCCCUUUUGGCAGAGCAGUUCCUCCCCGGAUCACAUCCCUUGCGGCUGUCAAUCAAGCUCGAAUAUGCUGCAUACCUAUAUGACUGUCUCCACGACCUCCACGCCAGCCGAAGCUUGGCAAAGCAAGCUAUUGCGGAUGUCUACAACGCGCAGGAGGGCAUGGACGAUGAGAGCUUUGAGGAUGCAGCCGAGAUAGUCCGGAUACUCGGCAAGAUGGUCAAGCGGGCGGGCAAAGGCAGCAGCAGUACGGGGCCGAGCAGCUCAUCUGCAGGAACGGUAAGAGGCGAUAUUUCUCAAAGCGAGCGCAGCCGGACCCCGAAAGUUAGAAAAUCCGUCUCACAAGCGACAACAAUGACUUCCGUCUCACCAGCUCCGGUGACCCAGUCUCCGAGUAAGGCCGAAAUGCCUCCAGCGAUACCGAAUCCAACCAUGUUGAAUCCGAUAUGA
Aspergillus clavatus NRRL 1 is the source of this 1188-nucleotide messenger RNA. It is a transcript of the gene erg27, whose product is annotated as protein erg27. The transcript has a single exon. The record is from RefSeq and is a predicted model, not a curated record. The coding region runs from base 1 to 1188 and encodes 395 amino acids. Gene Ontology annotation, cellular component: cytoplasm. Gene Ontology annotation, biological process: signal transduction. Lineage: Eukaryota; Fungi; Ascomycota; Eurotiomycetes; Eurotiales; Aspergillaceae.